AUGCAGGAAAAGUCGCAUUCAGACAGCACGCCCAGUGCUGCGUCCGCGGUCUCGGGUGAAGUUCCUGUUGAAAUCGGGCCAGAUGCCACCACAGUUCCCUCACAUAGAACUCUCAGCCGGGCUGCGUCCCGACCGAGAGCUAUUGUUGAUGUACCGCCAGAUGGAGGGCUCAGAGCGUGGAUGGUUGUAUUGAGCACUCAUCUUGUUGUGAUGAACACGUGGGGCGUGGCCAACUCUUUCGGCGUCUUCCAACCAUACUUCACAACUCUAUUCGAUCGCUCACCAUCCGACGUAUCAUGGAUUGGUUCCUUCGAGGUUUUUCUGCUGUUCUUUGUCGGCACCUUCACCGGCCGCUGGACUGACAUGGGUUUCUUCCGGCCCCUCUUCAUCGUCGGCUUCUUUCUGGUUGUGCUCGGUAUGGUUGCCGCCUCGUUCUGCACCACUUACUGGCAGUUCUUUCUCGCGCAGGGAAUCUGUCUCGGUCUCGGUAACGGAUGUCUCUUCUGCCCGACCAUGGCGGUCACGUCGACGUAUUUCGCCAAGCGCCGCUCACUUGCAUUCGGCAUCACCGCCGCGGGGGCAACGGUAGGCGGCCUGGCGUUCCCGAGCAUGGUUAGACAGCUCUUGCCCCAGAUUGGACUCGGCUGGACGAUGCGAACGAUAGCCUUGAUCCAAUUGGUCACUCUGGCCAUCGCCGGGCUUCUCAUCAAGACCAGGAUACCUCCCCGCCAGGCCGCACCUCUGGUCGAGUGGGCAGCCUUCAAGGAGUCCGAGUACAGCUUCUAUGCCGUCGGGGCUUUCAUGUGCUUUUGGGGAAUCUACUUCGCCUUCCACUACCUCGCCGCCUUCUCCCGCGACAUCAUGGGCCUCUCCUUCACCGACUCCCUGGACCUGCUGCUAGUCCUCAACGGCGUCGGCGCCUUUGGCAGAAUCAUACCGAGCCAAAUCGGCGACAUGAUUGGCACCAUCAACAUCUUUGCCCCGAUGGCCUUCAUGACCGGUACCAUAAUGUACUGCUGGAUGGGUGUCGCUAACCUCACCGGGCUAUACGUGUGGGCGGUGUUUUAUGGCUUCGCCGUCGGCGGCGUGCAGGCGCUGUUCCCGGCGGUUCUGAGCAGCUUGACCGCGGACCCUCAAAAGCAAGGCACGCGUAUGGGCAUGGUAUUCACUAUCGUCAGUUUCGCUAGUUUGACGGGAUCUCCGAUCGCCGGUGCGAUCAUCGACGCGCAAGGGGGAAAGUACUCUGGCGCCCAAGGGUUUGCGGGAACAUGUCUCCUUCUCGGCAUGACGUGCGUUCUCGCGGCUAGGGUGUGCAAGACGAGGAAGAUGGGCGUUGGCGCAAUUGCAUGGGUGAAGGUAUGA
Colletotrichum gloeosporioides is the source of this 1362-nucleotide messenger RNA. Its product is annotated as Leporins efflux protein lepC. Gene Ontology annotation, cellular component: fungal-type vacuole membrane. Gene Ontology annotation, biological process: transmembrane transport. The transcript has 4 exons. NCBI's taxonomy places the organism in Eukaryota, Fungi, Ascomycota, Sordariomycetes, Glomerellales, Glomerellaceae. The record is from RefSeq and is a predicted model, not a curated record. Gene Ontology annotation, molecular function: transmembrane transporter activity. Bases 1 to 1362 code for a protein of 453 amino acids.